AAUCGAAUAACAGGGUGUACCCAAUAACGAUAAAUAACGAUUACAACACGUGUUGUUAUUAAUAUAAAACCUUUUCUUUUGCCUAACACAAAAAAUGGGCAAACCAAAGAAAUCGAACGUGGCGAUUAUUAAAAAUGUCAGUUUAGAGAAUCAAAUCAUCGAGGGCAAAGUAACCAAGCCGAAGAAGAACAAGGACAAGGAUAAGGUCAAGCUGCGCGCCGAGGAGUCACCAAAUAUCGAUGCGAAGAGCAGUCAGAAAAUAUUGGCGGCAGCCAGACAACAGCAACUGGAGCUGGACGAAGAAAAUUUUCCAAGUUUGACGCCCAGAAAAAAUGUCAACUUUAAUUUGAAAGAUGCCAGCGAGCAGGAAGAGGGCGAAGUGAAUGAAACUGAUUUUAUGACCGACCUGGAUAUGGAUGAUGAUGAUGUCGCUGCCUUCGAACGCUUUCAACAGCCGGCAACAACAAAGGAGGGCAAACGCAGCCAGCAUUUGGCCGAGAUGAUUAUGCAAAAGAUACAGGAAAAGGGCGCCGAUAUCCAUACGAAAAUCUCCGAUGAGGGUUCGCUGAAGAUCGAGGAGAUCGAUCCCAAGGUUAAGGAAAUGUACGAGGGUGUACGCGAUGUGCUCAAACGUUAUCGCAGCGGCAAAAUACCCAAAGCCUUCAAGAUCAUACCCAAGCUGAGGAACUGGGAGCAAAUAUUAUUCAUAACGGAGCCGCACAAUUGGAGUGCCGCCGCCAUGUUUCAGGGCACCCGAAUCUUUUGCUCCGUCCUGUCGCAGGCGAUGGCCCAGCGUUUCUACAAUUUGGUGCUGUUGCCGCGCAUUCGCGACGAUCUCUGCGAAUACAAGAAACUCAAUAUGCAUCUGUACAAUGCCCUCAAGCGAGCACUCUUCAAGCCGGCUGCAUUUAUGAAGGGCAUCGUGUUGCCGCUGCUAGAGUCGGGUGAUUGUACGUUGCGUGAGGCGAUCAUCUUUGGCAGUGUUGUGGCACGCAGUUCGAUACCCGUGCUGCACUCGUCCGCCUGUCUCCUGAAGAUCUGUGAGAUGAACUAUUCAGGUGCCAAUUCGAUAUUCAUACGCUAUUUCCUCGAUAAGCGUUAUGCGUUGCCCUAUCGUGUCAUCGAUGCGGCUGUCUUUCAUUUUCUCAGAUUCGAGAACGAGCGACGGGAUUUGCCAGUGCUGUGGCAUCAGAGUCUGCUGACGUUUGCCCAGCGUUACAAGAACGACAUCUCCUCGGAGCAAAAGGAUGCCUUGCUGCAAUUGUUAAAAAAGAAAACGCAUCCAAAGAUUACGGCGGAUAUCAGAAGAGAGUUGCAGGCAGCCAAUUGCCGGGAUGUCGAAAUGAUGGAAUCAACUAAUGCAACCGCUGAGCAGCCCAUCAAAAUGUACACAGAUGCUGAUGUUGGCUACGAAGGCUAAUCAUUAAACAUCAACAACAAUUGCUUCACAUUAAUGUGCCGCAAUAGGCUUAAUUUUAGUUGCAACUUUUUCAAUUAUUUAAUUUGUGAAAAGCAUUUUCACUUCUAAAUAUAUAUUUUUUUUGGGAACUGAACAAAUUCAAA
Messenger RNA from Drosophila grimshawi, 1563 nucleotides. It is a transcript of the gene bys, whose product is annotated as bystin. Bases 95 to 1420 code for a protein of 441 amino acids. Gene Ontology annotation, biological process: rRNA processing. Gene Ontology annotation, molecular function: snoRNA binding. The record is from RefSeq and is a predicted model, not a curated record. The transcript is spliced from 5 exons. Gene Ontology annotation, cellular component: cytoplasm; nucleolus; preribosome, small subunit precursor. Lineage: Eukaryota; Metazoa; Arthropoda; Insecta; Diptera; Drosophilidae.